AACACCACAGCCAGCCUCCACUUCACACCUCGCUCCCGUCCCUCGAGCACCUGCCAAUGUCGGCUCCCGCCCCCUCCACACGCCAGGCAAUCCUCCUCCUCUCCUUCUGAGAUCGCCGUGCUGCUCCCUGCUCCGCGUCGCGCCGCCAACUUCCUCCAAUCGCGACCCCUCGCCCCCGCAUCUCGUCUCUCCUCCGUUCUUGCCUCCGACGUUCCGGCGCGGCUCUGUUUCCGCGCGGAAUCUCAGCACCUCGCGUGUCCGUCGCCGUUCCGGGGAUCCGCGAAGCCGCGAGCGGGUGCCAGGCAUCGCCGGAGGGGGGAGACGGACAAUGGCGGCAGCUGCGCCACCGCUCUGCACGUGGCUCGUCGCCGCGGGCUCGCACGCCGACUGCGGCGCGGAGGACAGCCGCAGCCACCAGCACCGCCAGACGCAGUGCCUCGAUGGCGGCUCCGGCGCCUCCAUGUUCGGCCCGCGCCGCGACCGCCGCCCCAUCGGGGCCAGGCGCCACAGCUCGGCGCGCUCUGGAAUGGCCAUGGCUGUUGCUUUGCAGCCUGAAAGGGUAAUCGUCGAGAAGAAGAGACCUGAUGUUAAACAAAGGAGGGUGGUUGUCACUGGCAUGGGUGUAGUGACGCCACUGGGCCAUGAUCCUGAUGAGUUUUACAACAACCUUCUGAACGGCACUAGUGGAAUAAGCGAGAUUGAGACUUUUGACUGCUCCAAGUUCCCCACGAGAAUUGCAGGAGAAAUCAAAUCAUUUUCUACCGAUGGUUGGGUUGCACCCAAGCUAGCUAAGAGGAUGGACAAGUUCAUGUUGUAUUUGAUUACUGCUGGUAAGAAGGCAUUGGAAAACGGUGGGCUCACUGAAGAAGUCAGGAAUGAGUUGGAUAAAACCAGAUGUGGGGUUCUUAUUGGCUCUGCGAUGGGCGGCAUGAAGGUAUUCAAUGACGCCAUUGAAGCGCUGAGGGUGUCUUACAGGAAAAUGAACCCAUUUUGUGUUCCCUUUGCAACUACUAAUAUGGGUUCUGCAAUACUUGCAAUGGAUCUGGGAUGGAUGGGGCCAAAUUAUUCUAUUUCCACUGCUUGUGCCACCAGUAACUUCUGUAUCCUCAAUGCAGCAAACCAUAUCAGAAGAGGGGAAGCUGAUGUCAUGCUCUGUGGUGGUUCUGAUGCGCCACUCAUCCCAAUUGGAUUGGGAGGUUUUGUUGCCUGCAGAGCUCUUUCACAGAGGAACAGUGACCCAACAAAAGCUUCCCGGCCGUGGGAUAUGGGCCGUGAUGGUUUCGUUAUGGGAGAAGGGGCAGGUGUUCUAGUAUUGGAAGAACUUGAGCAUGCUAAGCAAAGAGGUGCAACGAUAUACGCUGAAUUUCUUGGUGGAAGCUUCACAUGCGAUGCGUAUCACAUGACUGAGCCGCAUCCUGAAGGAACGGGGAUCACUCUCUGCAUUGAGAAGGCACUGGCUGAUUCAGGGGUAACAAGGGAAGAAAUUAACUAUGUGAAUGCCCAUGCAACAUCUACACAAUCAGGCGAUUUGAAGGAGUAUGAAGCCAUCGUUCGUUGCUUUGGCCAGAACCCUGAGCUAAGGGUGAACUCAACAAAAUCAAUGACCGGGCAUCUUAUAGGAGCAGCUGGUGGAAUAGAAGCUGUUGCUUCUAUACAGGCUAUAAGAACUGGUUGGGUCCAUCCAAAUCUGAAUUUGGAAAACCCAGAAAAAAUAGUGGACGUCGGCGUGUUGGUGGGAUCAAAGAAGGAGAGAUGUGAAGUAAAGGUGGCCCUGUCAAACUCAUUUGGAUUUGGUGGGCACAACUCAUCAAUUCUGUUUGCCCCCUUGAAGUAAACUCGGGAUGGUGAUCUGCUUCCUUGUUGUUCAAUUACGCCACGGAACUGGCAACUGGGACUGCAUAUACAAGACUAGUGGACUAGCUCGGAGGCUCUUCUGUACUGCUGCGGAUGUUAGUUGGAGGUCCGAGCUGAGAAGAACAUCAUACUACUUAAAGUCAAGCGAAGAAAGUAUUGAGGCCGCACAAGCCCAGCUAUGUUCAUAUGUGCCGUCAUCACAGGCACAUCCGUAUCAAGCGAAGAAUUGCGUGGUGGCCUAUGGCCUAUGUUUAUUGUUUGUUGUUCAGUACAGUAUUGUUGGAUAAUCCAGACUUGCCUUCCCGGGCCGCUAUUUUUCCCCUCACCGUCUGCCAGCCCCUUAUUGGGGCUCUUUCCUAGAUCAGGUGAUGAGAGACCCCUGUGGAGGUGCUGCUGGGUUUUGCUGUUGUAUUGAUGUUUUAGUAACUGCGCUUCAUUGUAAGCAUGUCUGAACUUCUCAGCUCUGCUCCUCUUCGUUGCUCUACUUUCUUUUUCCAUGUAAACUAAGGUAUAAGAUUGGUGAACUGAUUGGAAUGAUGCUCACUGAAACGUAAAGGCCUUGUUUGUCGGCGUC
Messenger RNA from Lolium rigidum, 2428 nucleotides. Its product is annotated as 3-oxoacyl-[acyl-carrier-protein] synthase II, chloroplastic-like. The transcript is spliced from 13 exons. The record is from RefSeq and is a predicted model, not a curated record. Gene Ontology annotation, molecular function: 3-oxoacyl-[acyl-carrier-protein] synthase activity. The coding region runs from base 329 to 1834 and encodes 501 amino acids. Gene Ontology annotation, biological process: fatty acid biosynthetic process. Lineage: Eukaryota; Viridiplantae; Streptophyta; Magnoliopsida; Poales; Poaceae.